Molecule: messenger RNA, 1797 nt
Organism: Exophiala oligosperma
Lineage: Eukaryota; Fungi; Ascomycota; Eurotiomycetes; Chaetothyriales; Herpotrichiellaceae
Product: homoserine O-acetyltransferase
Exons: 1
Coding region: 127-1716 (529 amino acids)
Biological process (GO): L-homoserine metabolic process
Molecular function (GO): L-serine O-acetyltransferase activity; homoserine O-acetyltransferase activity
Source: RefSeq, a predicted model, not a curated record
CUCUUGUCGCCGAAAUAUGUCAGAGGGGAAAAUGGAGCCUACAUAUCAAAAGGCGUCUUCUAGGGUGAAGAGAGGCUUCGUCCUCGAUUCUACCACCUCGAUUCCCUCACCGCGCUACUGUCCACCAUGGCGACUCCUCGUGGUGCUCAAAUAGCUGCUCGCCUGCUCAGUCGAGGCUCCAAAUCCUUGACGACGAAUACCUCGUCUUUUCGACCCAAGUUACCUUGGUCUAACGCUGUGAGCAACAGAAAGAUUACAAAUGCAAGUUUACAUACCCGCUCGCAACACCAUGCUCAGGCUGCUGCCGCUCAAGAGGAGGUCGCAUGGGAGCCUGCCGAACCAUCGAACCCAGCAAUGGCAUUUCCUUGUCUUGACGCCCAAGAACUGAAGACAGCUGCACUGCAGAGUAGGUCUCUGGAAUCGGGUCCAGAGCCUUCCUAUACCAGUGGUACACACAUGGUCUUCCACAGCCCAACGCCAUUAUUACUGGACUGGGGUGGUACUCUACCAGAAUUCGAGAUUGCACAUGAAACUUGGGGUACAUUGAACGCAGACAAGAGUAACGCCAUUUUGAUACAUACUGGUUUGUCAGCAUCCAGCCAUGCACGCAGCACCGAUGCAAACCCGAAGCCAGGCUGGUGGGAAAAGUUCAUUGGGCCCGGUGCUCCAGUCGACACUGACAAGUACUUCGUCGUUUGCACAAAUGUGAUAGGAGGAUGCUUUGGCUCGACUGGUCCCUCGUCGAUCGACCCCUCCGACGGUCAGAGAUAUGCCACCAGAUUCCCCAUUUUGACCAUGGACGACAUGGUGCGGGCACAGGCAAGACUAUUGGACGGCCUGGGAAUCAAGAAGCUGUACGCAAGUGUCGGUGCGAGUAUGGGCGGCAUGCAAAGUUUGGCUUUCGGUGUGCACUUCCCCGACCGGGUAGAGAAGAUUGUUAGCAUUUCUGGAUGUGCCAGAAGUCAUCCAUACAGCAUUGCCAUGAGGCAUACUCAACGACAAGUCUUAAUGAUGGAUCCCAAGUGGAAUAGGGGAUUCUAUUACGACAGUAUCCCGCCGCAUUCUGGAAUGAAGCUCGCUCGUGAGAUAGCCACAGUGACCUAUCGAAGUGGACCUGAAUGGGAGAACAGAUUUGGACGCCGACGAGCAGAUCCUAGGAAGCAGCCUGCUUUGUGCCCGGACUUCCUGAUCGAAACCUAUCUUGAUCACGCAGGAGAGAAGUUUUCGCUGGAGUACGACCCCAACUCGCUGUUGUAUGUAUCUAAAGCCAUGGACCUCUUCGACCUCGGAUUUGCCCAUCAAGAGCAAACCAAGCUACGCCGCCAGGAGAAUUUGGAAAAGAUGAUGCAACGCCCUGACGUAUCGAUUCGCAACGACUUAUCCUGUAGCCUUACCCUUCCCUCCAAAAACUACGAAGAGCAGGAAUCGACAGCACCCAUGGACGAGGCAACCAGUUCAAUUGGCAGCGAGCCACCACAGGACCUGGUCAAGGGUAUGGCUGCUUUACGAUCUCAUCCUGUACUUGUAAUGGGAGUAGCCAGUGAUAUCCUAUUUCCGGCCUGGCAGCAACGUGAAAUCGCUGAAACUCUACGGGCUACUGGAAAUCAUCAAGUCACCCAUGUUGAGCUUGGAGAAGACAUCAGUCUGUUUGGUCACGACACCUUCCUCCUCGACCUCAAGCAUAUUGGUGGCAAUCUCGCCAUGUUCCUGGCCUAAAUUUUAGAUUCUAUUCAUGUUCGAUACGAGUGUUAUAGCGUAUAGCGAUGUUCAAUUCAUGCAUAUGAUAUUACUAGUACA